Molecule: messenger RNA, 1716 nt
Organism: Chanos chanos (milkfish)
Lineage: Eukaryota; Metazoa; Chordata; Actinopteri; Gonorynchiformes; Chanidae
Gene: cercam
Product: cerebral endothelial cell adhesion molecule
Exons: 12
Coding region: 16-1704 (562 amino acids)
Source: RefSeq, a predicted model, not a curated record
CCCGAAGAGUCGCAAAUGCAGCCGCCCACAGUUGUGAUAGCUAUUAUUGCUAGAAAUGCUGCGCAUUCGUUGCCGUAUUACCUCGGAGCACUCGAGAGACUGAACUAUCCGAAAGACCGCAUCUCAAUCUGGGCGGCAACAGACCACAACAUAGACAAUACAACGGCAGUCCUAAGAGAGUGGCUAACUGUCAUGCAGAGAUACUAUCACUAUGUGGAGUGGAGGCCUAUGGAUAAACCUACAUCAUAUGCAGGUGAGAUGGGGCCCAAACAUUGGACUAAUGGCAGAUAUGAAUAUGUGAUGAAGCUAAAACAAGCUGCACUCAACUUUGCCAAGAGACGUUGGGCAGACUACAUCCUGUAUGCAGACACAGACAACAUCCUGACCAACGCUGAGACACUAAACCUUCUCAUGGCUGAGAAUAAGUCUGUCAUUGCCCCUAUGCUGGACUCACAGUCGGCCUACUCUAAUUACUGGUGUGGCAUUACUCCACAGGGUUACUACCGUCGCACGGCAGAAUAUUUCCCUACAAAACACCGUCAUAGACUUGGCUGCUAUCCCGUUCCCAUGGUGCAUUCCACUUUUCUGCUGGACCUGCGGAAGGAGGGCACCAAAAAAUUGGCGUUCCACCCCCCUCACAAGGACUACUCCUGGCCAUUUGAUGACAUCAUCGUCUUUGCCUUUUCCUGUAGAGUCUCUGAGGUUCAGAUGUACCUGUGCAACAAAGUUCGCUAUGGCUACGUAAACAUACCUGCCAAACCACAUCAGACUGUGGAGGAUGACCGCAUCAACUUUGUUCAUCUUUACCUGGAGUCCUUAAUUCACGGGCCACCCAUGUACCUCUCGCGCUACAUCUACACUCCCCCUAAACAGACAGACCUCAUGGGCUUUGACGAGGUUUACUUGAUAAACCUGCGUAGGCGACCGGACCGCAGGGAAAGAAUGCUGUGGUCACUUUAUGAGAUGGAAAUAAACGCCAAAGUAGUGGACGCUGUAGAUGGAGCAGCUCUGAAUAGCAGUGAUAUAAAGAUCUUGGGAGUUGACCUCUUACCAGGCUACUAUGACCCUUUCUCUGGACGUACUCUGACCAAGGGUGAGGUGGGAUGUUUCCUUAGCCACUACUACAUCUGGAAAGAGAUGGUGGACAUGCAACUGGACAAGGCUCUGAUCUUUGAGGACGAUGUCCGUUUCCAAAGCAAUUUCAAACGGCGGUUAAUGCAAAUAAUGGAAGAGGUGGAGAAAGUCGAGCUGGACUGGGACAUAAUAUACCUGGGAAGGAAACAAGUGAAUCCUGGUGACGAGGUGGCAGUGGAGAAUGUGCGUAAUCUGGUGGUGGCAGAUUAUUCCUACUGGACUCUCUCCUACGCCAUCUCUUUACAGGGAGCCCAGAAACUGAUUAAUGCUGAACCUCUGUCCAAAAUGCUGCCCGUCGACGAAUUUCUGCCCAUCAUGUACGACAAGCACCCUAAUGAGGAAUACAAAUCUCAUUUCCUUAAUCGGAACCUGCAGGCUUACUCUACUCGCCCUCUGCUGGUAGAACCAUGUCACUACGCUGGGGACCCUGAGUGGGUGAGCGACACAGAGACUUCCACACUGUGGGACGAUGACAAGGUACGCACAGACUGGAGAGGUUCCCAUAAGACUCUGAAGGGUUCAUCACCCCCUUCAGGAAUACAGAGUGCCUACUACAGAGAUGAACUUUGAUGAGCAAUAGCC